GCCCUCCACCCCAGCCGCGAGCGCCCAGCACAAAAUCCUCCCCCCUCUCCAGAAAAAAGAACAGAACGUUCAAUGUCUAUGAGGAUACAAAGUACAUGAUGAUGACAGAGGAAGAUGAAAAAGGCAAAGAAAUUGAAAAGAUUCAUGUUGAUGGUACUAACAAGUUUGUCACUGAAGACAACAUAUUCUCAGAAGAUGAAAUUACCAAUUUUGAGCAGCAUAUAUUGGAGAUAAUUGGAAGUACUCAGAUGGCUGGAAGGCGUUUUACUCAAAAUGGAUCAAGCAGUACUCAGAUAUACGCACAAAUGACGCUGCCAUAUGUUUCAAACCAGGGUGGAUACAUGGAUCUGAUGAUGGAACAGAUACGUAACUCGCAAGGAGAAUCAGUGAGUGAACUAGGCAAUGAAAUGCAAAGUGCCCUAUGCACACAAAAUGAAACCAUGAACAAAAACCUACUAGUGGCCCCCAUGUGAGACAUACACACAGAUGAUUCUUGAGGAGGACUCAACGCUUGCAAAUGCAGACAUAACCAAG
Messenger RNA from Zea mays, 534 nucleotides. RefSeq lists its product as uncharacterized. The record is from RefSeq and is a predicted model, not a curated record. The transcript has 4 exons. Bases 96 to 473 code for a protein of 125 amino acids. NCBI's taxonomy places the organism in Eukaryota, Viridiplantae, Streptophyta, Magnoliopsida, Poales, Poaceae.